This is a messenger RNA of Lagopus muta (rock ptarmigan), 6281 nucleotides long. RefSeq names its product signal transducing adaptor molecule (gene STAM). NCBI's taxonomy places the organism in Eukaryota, Metazoa, Chordata, Aves, Galliformes, Phasianidae. The record is from RefSeq and is a predicted model, not a curated record. The coding region runs from base 142 to 1767 and encodes 541 amino acids. Gene Ontology annotation, biological process: protein transport to vacuole involved in ubiquitin-dependent protein catabolic process via the multivesicular body sorting pathway. The transcript is spliced from 14 exons. Gene Ontology annotation, molecular function: ubiquitin binding; phosphatidylinositol binding. Gene Ontology annotation, cellular component: ESCRT-0 complex.
GAGCCCUGGGAGGCGGCGGCGGCGGAGGCGACCCCGGGCGGGAGGAGCGGGAGGAGCAGCGGGAGCCGCCGCGGGCCCGUCGUUCGGUCGCCGCGCUGCCGGGAGCGGAGGGGUGGCCGCGCCGCGCUCCCGCGUCCCGCCAUGCCGCUCUUCGCCACCAACCCCUUCGAUCAGGAUGUGGAGAAAGCAACCAGUGAGAUGAACACUGCAGAGGACUGGGGCCUCAUCUUGGACAUUUGUGAUAAAGUUGGGCAGUCACGCACAGGGCCUAAGGAUUGUCUUCGUUCCAUUAUGAAGAGAGUGAACCAUAAGGAUCCCCAUGUUGCUAUGCAGGCUUUAACACUUCUAGGAGCAUGUGUAUCAAACUGUGGUAAAAUCUUUCAUUUAGAAGUCUGUUCAAGAGACUUUGCCAGUGAAGUAAGCAAUGUGUUGAAUAAGGGUCAUCCAAAAGUUUGUGAAAAGCUGAAAGCCCUUAUGGUGGAAUGGACUGAUGAAUUCAAGAAUGAUCCACAGCUUAGUUUAAUAUCUGCCAUGAUAAAAAAUCUGAAGGAGCAAGGAGUUACUUUCCCAGCUAUUGGUUCACAGGCUGCUGAGCAGGCAAAAGCAAGUCCAGCCCUAGUUGCCAAAGAUCCUGGUGCAGCAGCUAACAAGAAAGAAGAAGAAGAUUUAGCUAAAGCAAUUGAACUGUCGCUAAAAGAACAAAGACAACAGCAAACAACACUUUCCAGUUUGUAUCCAAGCACCUCAAGCCUUUUAACAAAUCACAAACAUGAGGGCCGAAAGGUUCGUGCGAUCUAUGAUUUUGAGGCUGCUGAAGACAAUGAAUUAACCUUUAAGGCUGGAGAACUUAUAACUAUCCUUGAUGACAGUGAUCCGAAUUGGUGGAAAGGUGAAACUCAUCAGGGUAUAGGACUGUUUCCAUCUAAUUUUGUUACAGCUGAUCUUUCUGCUGAGCCAGAAAUGAUGAAAGCUGAGAAGAAAACAGUGCAGUUCAGUGAUGAAGUUCAAGUAGAAACAAUAGAACCUGAGCCUGAACCAGUUUAUAUUGAUGAAGAUAAAAUGGACCAGCUCCUGCAGAUGUUGCAGAGUGCAGAUCCAACUGAUGACCAGCCAGACCUCCCAGAAUUACUUCAUCUUGAGGCAAUGUGCCACCAGAUGGGACCCCUCAUAGAUGAAAAAUUAAAAGAUAUAGACAGGAAACAUUCAGAACUUUCAGAGCUCAAUGUUAAAGCAAUGGAGGCUCUUUCUUUGUAUAACAAAUUGAUGAAUGAAGACCCAAUGUAUUCCAUGUAUGCAAAGCUACAAAACCAACAGUAUUAUAUGCAGUCAUCCGGUGUUUCUGGCUCUCAGGUUUAUCCAGGGCAACCUCAAGGUAAUGCAUAUUUGGUGGCAGGGAGUGCACAGAUGGGCCACAUUCAAGGUUAUAAUCUUCCUCCAGAACAGCUCUCUUCUCUCAGCCAAGGCACAGUUACUCCAUCUGCCAGCUCAGUACUACCUGGUCAGCCUGCACAGACGUCGUACACAAAUGCAAUGGUUGCUGGAAAUACUUACUCUAACCAGGCUUCAGUGUAUAGUCCACCACCUGCUGCUGUUGAUGUUGCUGCUUAUCAGAAUGCUGGAACUAAUAUGUCCCAGGUGCCAAACUAUAACUUAGCAUCUACACCUCUGCCACAGACAGCUGGCAGCCAACAAGCACCUCCACAGCAAGCACAGCCUCCACCUACUCAACAGCCACAGCAUAGCUAUUCACAGAAGGCUCUGCUAUAGGAUCCGGGACUUCUGAUUCCUAAUCUUCUUUAACCUCUGCUAAAGGCAGUUGACAAUGCUUUGAGUUUCUUCCUUUAAUCUCUUCAACUUUGUUUAUCUUCAGCUUAAUAAGAAUCUAUCUUGGUGAACAAGUUCAAUUUGCACUGACUUUUUAGGAUUUUUUUUUUUUAAUUUUGCAGAGGAAUGGAUAUAUUUAGGACACUUAAUUCCUUUUAAAACGGCUAAAAAUUGGUACAAGAUUAUUUAUGUCUGGUAAAAUUGGCUAGUCUGUGAAAACCUCAACACUUGCAAACUGUUGUGGAAUAUAUGUUAUGUACAUAUAGUGUGUGAUUACAGUAGUGGCCAUUACGUAUAGCUAUGGUGAUCAUGUGAAUAUAUUUAACACAAUGUUAAAAAAUAAUUUACAUAACUAUUUUAUUUUAAUCAUGAACUGACAACCAUGUUUCAUAGUUUUAUCUAGUUUUAUGACAGAUGUGAUGUCUUUUUCCAAUACAGGACAAGUGGUAAUUCUGCAUAUCAUGGUUACCCUUACAGACUAAGGUCUAUACAUGAAUUCCAAACUUACCCAAGUCUAGGUUUUAUUACUUCCUGAAUAGAAUACAAGGGUGUCAUGACUAUUAGAUGGCUUUAUCUACCAAAGCAAACUAGAUAGCUAGUAAAUGAUGUGGGGGAUGAUAACAACAAGUUGUGAUUCUGCUUAACAUGCAAUUAAUAACCUAAAACUACUAUUCAGAGGCUGCUAAACAUAUCAUGGGACCAUGCAACAGAUCAGAAUUUUGCAUUUUAUCAUGAAAAGCACAUAAUUUAUUUUUUUCCAAGUUGAUUUUUUAUAAUGACAACGAGAACUGUAUUCUAUGUGUGUUGGUAGAGAGUACACCAAAGACAGAGAGAAAUUGAGUUGGAGGAGAAAUGGUGGAGUUAUAAACUGGAACGUGCAACAUGAAUAACACAACUUCAUUCAAGUCUUCUUAAUUAGAGAAUUAAUGGAGAAUUAUGGACAUUUAAAUCACUUUGCUGAACAACCUUCAGGGCUUCAUUUGAUCUCUAGUGGCCUUGCUUAGCAAUUUGUUCUAUUUGCUGUUUUUACACAAACACUUCUGCCUUAAACAUCUGUUAAUUUUUCAAUUUCCAGCUGUUCUGCCGGUUAAGUUUAUUAGUCCUUCUGCAGUGUGAAUAGAUAAGGCCUCUUAAUUUUGUUGACUUUCAAAUCUGAAUUUUCUUCUGCAGCAAUGUGCAUUAUUUGGAACCCUUGCAUUUCUCAGAAACGUAACCAGGUGUCUUUUUGAGGCAUAAUAUUUUCUUUCUGCAGCAGUGGUGCUGCAAAAGGAUUUUGGUAAUGGAAAUGGAAUUUUGUUAUGCCUGAUCAGAAUUACUUGUACAAAAAUUGGUAUUACUUUGCAUUUGUAUUUGAUCUACUAAUGCAUUCUGGUUUCCUCUUACCUUUUCUGAUGACUCUCAUUCCAGUUACAGCAAUACUAUGUGGCUUCAGCAUCAAAGCUGUGUUUUCAGUCUCGUUAAUGUAUGUGCCAGAAAUUGUUUGCUUUUGUGUACUGUAUUUUAGUGUGAUACUUCUGGAAUUAAAUGUUGCAAUUGUACAUUAUAAUGUAAAUUAACCUCAGUAAUCCUUAUACUCCUGGUCUAUGUGUUACCUAACAAAUCUUUGUUUCACCUGUUUAGUAGAGCUGGUGUUCUGCCUCUUAAUUCUUUUGGAAGGCUGAUUUUGCCUAACUUUGUAGCCAGGUGGUUACAAAACAUGGCCCUAGCUGAUGUGUUCCAGUCAGUGAUUUUCUAGCCAGAACAGCUUGUUUCAAUACUGGAAUGUUCGUGUUUUGGUUUGGUUUUUUCUUUUUCCAGAAUUCUUAAGCAUGCUCACAGACUGUUUGUAUUUGGUGUUAGCACAAUAGUCUGUGGAAUUUGGAAGGUAACACUAACAGCUACAAAAAAAAAAGGGGGGGAGGGAUGAAAGUCCAAGGAUUUGUAUAAUAGAUCAUUUUUAAUAGAUUGAAGACGUGUUUGUUUUGUUUUUUUUUUUGUAGAAAGGACGUGCAGUGUCAUUUAGAUAGUGUUCUCUGCAUGCUUUAGCUAUCUUACUGAGAAGCAGAGAAGCAGUAUUUAGAAGUGUGUAAUUUCUGCCAGAAGUGUAAAUAACCUCUACUCCAUACUUCUUGUGCCCCAAUUCAAGGAGAAGCUUAAAGCCCAGCUGACUUUAACAAUUCACAUUCCUAGUCUUUCAUGCAUUAGUUGACCUAAAAAAAAAAUAUGUUUUCAUUGACCACAAUUGGUGCUGAUUUUAGGUUUAGUCUUAGCAUCCCAUUUUUAUUUUUGUUUUUUAAUUUCAGAUGCAGUUUUCAGACCAAGUUUAUUUUGGAGCUGUAUUGCUUCAUGUUGUUUUGUUUCAUUAACCAGGAAUGAUUAUUUUGCCUUCUCACAUGGUUGCAUCCCUUGAUCUAGUGCUUUUCAGUUACACUUCCUCCUGCUUUGCUACAUGCUGUCCCUGCACUAAUUCCUUCACUUAUCCUCUAACUGGUAUUCAGGAAUUAUAUUUCAGUUCACCUUUCGACCAGUUUAGUAUCAUCUGAAAAUGUCAUUGCUGGUUUUCCCUGCUGUGAUCUAUUCAGUUUCCUUAUUUAUGCAUUGUUUUGAUGAAGUUCAUGCAUAUUCUGUCUUACUAUGGUAUUGAACACUGAAUAUGGGUGAGAGAAGGAAAGAACAUGUACAGCUCCUGUGUGGAAAAGCUUCUUAGCAAAGAACCUAAGUGUCACAAAGUUAAUCCGUCUGAAAGUUCAGAAUCCCUGGAAAUGACACAUCAUUCCUGUUCCAACAGAACACCUAAUUUUUGAACGUCUCACUUCUUUAUUUGUAAAUAGACAAUGAAAGGCUGAAGUCUUCUCACCACAUUUUGUGUAACCCUUUGUUGUUUAACUCUUUUAUGAAGGAAUACGGAAAUGUUAAUUAAUGUCAGAAGGAAUAUUGUAGUGACUUGGUUUUCAUGAACUGGAGCGGAAUCUGGAAAGUGCCUUCUGUGCAUUUCUCAGCUAAAAUUUGUUUACCCAUCAUCUCAAUUUAUGUGGGUGUAACAGAGAUGUAAAGAUUUACUGUAAAGCAUCCCAGGAAGAAUUCUGAGGUCAGCGUGUUGAAAUUUGAUUUGGUACACUGAUGUUAUGGCAGUGUAUUCAGGAGUUUGCAGUUGAAACAUCAGCUGCCACAUAUUUACCCACCUCUGUUUAGUAACUGUUACCCGUGUAAAUGUGUGUUUGAUGUCAAAGAAGGCAGAAUACCUAUACAGCAGUAUAACAACCGUGAAAAACAAGAUAGCAGUAUCAUGUGCUUCUUAGCAGGUGUGGGGAAGCAUAUUGCCCUCAUACAGUGACUCUUCAGAAGUUUUGAAGGGGGACCUAAAACGAGUUUGAGUAACCAGAACUUCAUAUGAUUUUGUCAGAUUGCAAAUGCUUGGAUAAGAGGAGAUAAAUCUGCUUUUAAUAGCAUGGACAUAUUUUGCUGAUCAAAUCUAGGCUGCUGUUAUAGUUCUCUGAUUUCAUCUAGAUGACAGGAACAUCAGAUUUAUGCUGGAGAACUGCUUAAUACCUCAUUCUCCAAUUAAUUUGUUUAGUAUUUUCUCUAAUAUCACUUACCUUUAUUUUUUCACUCUCAUUUCAAAGGUUUCUGUGCAGUCUUACUUUAUUCCUUGUCUGGUGGGUUUCACAGACUGAAUGGAAAAGAAUGUCUCUAAUUACCGUGGCUACAAUGGCACUUUGAAUGAUGUAUCUGCAGUUUCCUUUGGAGAAGAUGCACGCAUCGCUUUUGAAUAAUAAGGGAGCAUAAUUUUUCCAUUUAAAAAUCAAGAGCAGGUUUGUUUUUUUUUUAAAAAAAAGCAAAAUAAAAUCUACAAAAAUGGCCGUUGUUAGGAGGCAGGCAGAAUCAUUUUGUACUCUUCUAUUCCAUGUUAAUAAAGCCAACCAACUUCACACUCCAGGUACUCCUUUUUCCUUUUCAGCUGCAAUGAAGAAUAUUGACUUUGAUGUGUAUGCUAUCCAACACCAUAGUAAAACCUUGGAAGGCCCUGAAAUUUGACCUUUUUGCUUCAAUAUGUAAAAACACUAUGUAAGCCAUUAGAAGCCUUGUUUCUGGAGUUAGGAUAUUUGUAUUUAAAAACAUUCCAUUUGCUACUAUGUAUAAUUGCAGAUCAAUUUUCAUGCUGCUACCUUAGCAAAAGGGUAGGAGUUUUUGUUCCUCUCACCUGCAUGUGCUUCUGGAAAUCCAAAUAAUUUCUGUCUUUGUCAUGAAAAACAAAAGGAGCCUGCUGAAGUCUGUUCUGGUUGUAAUAAAGUGUACACAGUAGCAAAGUACAUUUUUGGCUUGUUCUGUUUUGAUGCUCCCUUUGAUGUUGGCAUAUGUAUAUAUUUAGAUAUACUGCACUGUUGUACAAGAAUUGUUUUAGUAAAUAACACUAUUUGUAAAAACUGUUAAUUGUUUUUGGUAUGAAUGCAAAUAUUAAAGUUGGAGUAUUUAGUUCA